AUGGUCGUUACAUUACUUACCUUGCAUCAACGAUUGCGGUGUUACUCGGAAGGUGAAGAUUACCCGGAUGAGCAGGAGCAGAGCGGCCCCCUACCAGAUAUAAUUUGUAAUAUUCGGGACCGGUCAGUUUCCCUCCCAGACGUGCAGGCCCUGCGUCGGCAGCGAGAGGUGGAGGUGGGGAGGGAGUUGCGGCGGAUCAGCGACGAGUUCCACUUCCGCUACCACCGACGACGAUUCCUGCCAGCAGUGCAAGAGAAUUUUGACGGGGAGGCGUCCUCGUUUCCCGGCGCCAGACGACCAAGUAUUAACAAGAUGAUGGACAGUUUGAAAAUGUUCUUCAGGCGCGGUGCUGGGGGUGACCCUGAUAUGGAGGACCCCUCUGAACCUACUUGACCCAGCCACGUGGCGUAUUGCUACUUCUGGCAGAAUGACGCAAAAGUUAAUUUUUUUGCUAUUGAACUAACGAAAAAUGCAUGAUUCAUUGGAGUUCGUAAAAUCAUAUAACCCACUGAUGAAAGUCGCGUGAAAUCGCACGCAAGGAUGAAAGAUUGAACUAAUUAAAUGAUGGGAAAAGCGACACAGAUGAUGUCUGGAUCCGAAGAGAAAGUUUUAUGAAGCUACUGGUGGAAGAUAGUGGAAGGAAAUUGACGUUUUGUUUUUGAGAUAUUUGUAAACAAUUUUUAAGAGGGUGCUAUGCAAUGGAGUUGAAACAAAACAAAAUUAAUAUUUUUGUACCAGUGAUUUUGAAUUGCCGUUUUGUCUUUGCUUAUACACAAAAGCUAGCCACUUUAAGCUUUUGGUAUACAGCAAAGACAGUCAAAAUUUGAGAUCUCACGUUCGACAGGUGAAAUCGAAUGAUAGUUUACAUCAUUUUGUACAUAUGUUUUGGUAAUACAUUUCAUAACACGUGCUGCAUGCGUCAUCAAUCCAUUGUUCACUGUUCAUAUUCUGUGAGAUUGUUCAUCACAGUUACCGUAUAACUUUUAGAACCUUUUCAAACAAAUGUUUCCCAUAUGGUUGUAUGAUCCCUAUAGAUCUACGGAGACAGCAGUCCUAGUGUUCCUGGUUGUUUGGUGAUAUGGCUUCGGAUAUGUGUAAACCCUAGCAUAAUACUCACUUUAAAUUCAUUGGCCAUGGUUCCCGAGGUACGUACCUCUUUUGUUUCAAAUAAACGGAUUAAAAAUUUUUUUAAAGCUAAACAAACAUCAGGACAAUCAGAUAAAACAAAAUUGACAAAUACGGUAAACAGUUGUGUAUUGUGUAAUUUAAGUAAACAAUUGUGUAUUGUCGUUUAAGUUAAUAAUAAAAUGGUUGUUUAAAAAUGGCCGAAAAUAUUUUACACUGUAUAUUAACUACGGUCAGUGCUUUUAAAUAAAGUAAUUCAUCCAAAAAUAUUGAUGAAAUCAGAGAAUCGAUAUUAUAUAUUUUGUGGCAUAAUUCAUGAACGUUGUUGCCAAAAGUAUUUGGGUUUUGGUCCCCUGUUCGUCUUUCGACAGUAAUGUUUUAAUAUACAAUGUAUUUUUAUACUAUGUAGGUCGAAAUCUUUGCAGGUGGAUUUAGUGAUUUAACACUUACUUGUUGAUGUACGUUUACAAUGUUUUUACGUACGUAUUCGAAAACAAUUUUGCCACUAUAUCGUGUAUUUUCGUUAGACAGUAAAAUGACUUAACUGAAAAAAAAACAAAUGUGCCAUGAUCGACGUAUCACUGUCAUAAUAAUAUAUUUUGUUUAGACUAGUACCAUGCACAGGUGCCUUCAAACCAACUCUGGAGUGAAACCAACCUGCCAGUUCAAAUGCACUGGGCGUGGUCUCUCACCAGAGUUCUCAAUUAAGGGCACGUGCAUGUACACACGUAUUUGCACGAGUCUCUUUUACUAAAAUAAAGACAUGGCGUCUCUUCGAGUUUAUUGGAUGAUGUGAAAAGGUUAUUUUUAAUGGCGACAGUCGUGGUGAUUUACCACAAUUGUAAUAUACUUUUGUCCACCUGCUAUAAAUGAUAAAAAGUCCAUAUCACGCGGUGCCUCACUUGUUUAUGAACAUAUCCCUUCACGGUGACCCUGGAAUUCAACACGUGUUGUGACCGAAAAUCACAUUUUUUCUAUUUAUAGCUGUACAUCUAAUGUAUUUUUGAGAACUUCCAAAAGUGCUUUCAGCAUGUCGCGUUUGUCUACACAUAUAGCGGGUAGUUUGCGAUCUAGCUGCUAGAAAAUGUUCGUUGAAAGUUGCUCAAAAUUAAUUGCGUUUGUUGCGUUCGUUUCCUUUGUCCGUUUCCGGUUCUUUUCGUCUGUUUCCGGUUUGGCGGUAGUAACAUCCCAGUAAACGUGUAGGUUAGCAGUGCAUACUACAACAUUCCAACAUUUAGCCUGUAGUGUUCAAUGAUUUUCAGUGUAUGGUUUGGUAUUAUAUAAAACAUCAAAUCUGCUGUAUUCAUUGUUUGUUGCAGAAAAAUCAUACUAAUUCAUCGUGUUAUUGUUAACUUUCAAUCUAUGAAUGUUUUAUAAUGUGGUAAUACAUAUUACAUUGAGUGAACAUAAAUGCCAUUCUAUGGUUAAAACACCCCCCCAUAUAGGAAUUAAAACCGGUACACCUGUGUAUCAUUCAUUUUAAAAAUAUUUUUGAAAAUAAAACAAGUAGUAGAAUUAAUCCUCCCCCCCCUCCCCCCACUGAAAUAUUUAGCGUAAUACCUGGCCUAAGUUCAGUCAGCGAACAUUUCGCUAACGUUCCCGAACUAUUUGAUUGGUUCCCGACGUGGCCAUUUGGUUUAACGUGAAGCGCAUAAACCAGUCUGGUAGACGUCUUUCUGCUCGGUCUGGCUUAACGCAAUGCCCUGAUCUUUGGACUUUUGAAUAUAUUGCUUAACUCCAUAAAAUGUCGACACCAUAAUAAUUAUGCUGUAUACAGUUUAUGGAAAACUUAUAUAUUAUAUUUAUAUGCACGCACGCACGCACGCACGCAAACACGCAGAAACAAAUACAUAAUUUAUUAAAUGUGCACAUAGUGCUUGUGAAUGAUCAAACAACACGAAGUUUAGUUUAUAACUUUUUUUUCAUACAUCGGGUGAUUCAUGAAAAACACCCCACGUUUUGAAGAUGAAUUGCGGAAAAUGUAUGACUCAGAGAACAUUGACCGUUUGUGCAAGAUACGUUUAUAAUGCCGUCUAUUGAUGGUGAAAUAUGCGUUCUGUUACAGAGCUUAUAUUUAAAAUGGUGGGUAAUACACAAUUUAACGUGAACAAAAUGUUAUACCAUUGAAAUGCCGGAAUUCCACUUGAACACGUAGGGCGGUGUUUCUAUGAAUCACCCGAUAUAACUGUUAAUUAUAUAAAAAUAGACACGAGACGUAGUUGAGUGAUAUGACUAUAUUUAACUUUCUUCUAGAUCUCCUAUUUUUGUUUUUGUUUACUUUAAAACAUUGUAUAUAUAGGUUUAUAAGAUUGUGUACAUUUCAGUAUUUUCCAUAUAUUAAGCCUCGUUUUAAAAAAUUUAUGUUUACUUGGUGCAUUUUCCCCCCACCUAAUAUAACUCGUUUAUUGUCCUAGUUUUAUUUCAUAUUUUGCAUAUUUUUGUUUGUUUUGAUAAUGAAACAAAAUAUCUAUAUGUUUAUGUAUAUUGCUAUAACGAGUACAUUACUGAUACUGGGCCAAUCAAAUAUUACGUAACACCUGAGGAUAUGGGUGGAUAAUACUACCGUAGUAUAUAUGAGGUGAGUUCAACCAGCCGUAUGUCGCUAACGCUCGCUAGACCGAUUUUUACACUACACAGUAAACCGAAUUACCAUUUCUGGAACCAGUCAAUGUAGUUUGCAAACGUUUAGCGAAAAGCGGCUGGCUGAACGUAUUAGGUUUCAAAACACGGAGAAAGAAAGAGUUUGUUUUGUUUGACGACACCGCUAGAUAACAUUUAUUAAUUAAACAUCAACUAUUUGAUGUCAAAUAUUUGUAAUUGUGACUCGUAGUCAUCAGAGGAAACCCGCUACAUUG
This is a messenger RNA of Gigantopelta aegis, 3980 nucleotides long. RefSeq lists its product as uncharacterized. The record is from RefSeq and is a predicted model, not a curated record. The transcript has 2 exons. NCBI's taxonomy places the organism in Eukaryota, Metazoa, Mollusca, Gastropoda, Neomphalida, Peltospiridae. The coding region runs from base 1 to 393 and encodes 130 amino acids.